AUGGGGUUCGUAAAAGUUGUUAAAAAUAAAGCUUACUUCAAGCGAUUCCAAGUAAAAUUCAGGAGGAGGAGAGAGGGAAAGACUGAUUAUUUUGCGAGGAAACGUCUUGUGGUUCAGGAAAAAAACAAAUAUAAUACCCCUAAAUAUCGCAUGAUCGUCCGAUUCACCAACAAGGACAUCAUUUGCCAGAUAGCGUAUGCCCGUAUUGAGGGAGAUGUGAUUGUGGUUGCGGCCUACUCUCAUGAACUCCCUAGGUACGGCAUCAAGGUAGGGCUGACCAACUAUGCUGCUGCAUACUGCACUGGACUACUUCUUGCCAGAAGAAUCUUGAAAAAAUUUAAACUUGACACUAUCUAUGAAGGCUGUGUAGAUGUGACUGGAGAAGAGUACAAUGUUGAGAAUAUAAGAGGCAAACCCCGUGCCUUCCGUGCUUUUCUAGAUGUUGGUCUUAGCCGAACCACAACUGGAGCUCGUGUCUUUGGUGCCAUGAAGGGAGCUGUUGAUGGAGGAAUGGAAGUACCACACAACAUCAAACGUUUCCCAGGAUAUGAUGCUGAAAGUGGUGAAUUUGAUGCCAGUGUUCACAGAGACCACAUCUUUGGCAAACAUGUUUCUGCAUAUAUGGUUUCUCUGAAGAGUGAGAAUGAAGAGGCAUACAGGAGACAGUUUUCUCGAUACCUCAAGUUGGGAAUCAAUGCAGAUUCUAUGGAGAAAAUGUAUAAAAAGGCACAUUCUGCAAUCCGUGCUGAUCCUCAACACAAAGCUGCACCCAAGAAGACUGUUAUCAAGAAAAGGCACAAUGCCAAGAAACUUUCAAACAAACAGCGCAAGGUGCGCAUUGCUAAAGAAAAGGCAGAAUUUAUGAAGAAUCUUAAACAAAACAAUGAAUGA
Acanthosepion pharaonis is the source of this 891-nucleotide messenger RNA. Lineage: Eukaryota; Metazoa; Mollusca; Cephalopoda; Sepiida; Sepiidae. The record is from the annotation of a GenBank genome assembly.